Molecule: messenger RNA, 1288 nt
Organism: Aspergillus ibericus CBS 121593
Lineage: Eukaryota; Fungi; Ascomycota; Eurotiomycetes; Eurotiales; Aspergillaceae
Gene: erg20
Product: bifunctional (2E,6E)-farnesyl diphosphate synthase/dimethylallyltranstransferase
Exons: 2
Coding region: 102-1145 (347 amino acids)
Biological process (GO): trans, trans-farnesyl diphosphate biosynthetic process
Cellular component (GO): cytoplasm
Molecular function (GO): (2E,6E)-farnesyl diphosphate synthase activity; dimethylallyltranstransferase activity
Source: RefSeq, a predicted model, not a curated record
CCUGCUCGCCGGCCAUUGUUCUUCUUCACGCCCCUCCCUCAUCCCUCUGUCCUUUGAUUUCUCCCCCGCCAACUCUCCCAGCCUACGUGCUUUCCUCCAGGAUGUCCACCACCACUGCCCGCGCCGACUUCGAGGCCAUCUUCCCCUCUCUGCGCGAAGACCUCCUGGACUAUGCGAAGCAGUACAAGUUGCCCCAGAACGCCGUCGAGUGGUUCGAGAAGGCCCUCAAUGUCAACGUUCCCGGCGGAAAGCUCAACCGUGGUCUCUCCGUCCCCGACACCGGCCUCGCUCUCCUGAAGCAACCCCUGACCGACGAGCAGUUCAAGCACCUCAGUCUGCUGGGUUGGCUCACCGAACUGCUCCAGGCUUUCUUCCUGGUCAGCGAUGACAUUAUGGACGGCUCCAUCACCCGCCGCGGCCAGCCCUGCUGGUACAGGCACGCCGGUGUCGGCCUGGUCGCCAUCAACGACGCCUUCCUGCUCGAGUCCGGUAUCUACAUCAUCCUGAAGAAGUACUUCCGGUCCCACCCCGCCUACAUCGAUCUCGUCGAGCUCUUCCACGAGACUACCUUCCAGACCGAGCUGGGUCAGCUCUGUGACCUGAUCACCGCCCCCGAGGACAACGUCAACCUCGACAACUUCUCCAUGGAGAAGUACAUGUUCAUCGUCACCUACAAGACGGCCUACUACAGCUUCUACCUCCCCGUCGCCAUGGCCCUGCACUACCUCCAGCUCGCGACCCCCGAGAACCUCCGUCAGGCUCACGACAUCCUCAUCCCCCUGGGUCAGUACUUCCAGGUCCAGGAUGACUACCUCGAUGCCUACGGUGACCCGGCCGUCAUUGGCAAGAUCGGUACCGAUAUCCAGGACAACAAGUGCUCGUGGUUGGUCAACCAGGCUCUUCAUCGUUGCAACGCCGAGCAGCGCAAGGUGCUUGAUACUGCCUACGGUCGUAAGGACAGCCAGCUCGAGGCCCAGGUCAAGGCCAUCUACAGGGAGUUGGAUCUGGAGAAGGUCUACAAGGAGUACGAGGAGGGCAUCGUUGGCGAGCUGCGCACCAAGAUCAGCAGCAUCGACGAGUCGGAGGGACUGAAGAAGGAGGUCUUCGAGGCCUUCCUGGCCAAGAUCUACAAGCGCACCAAAUAGACAUUCAGCCAUCUUUUGGAGGAACGAUACCCCUGCCAUUCUACGCGUCAUCAUGUCUCUACAUAAUACAUAGCCUACAUACCCCAUCCAGAUAGAUUAGCUGAAUGACUGAGACGAAGUGCAUUGCACGGCUGUAUUUAAUC